AUGUAAUGGGAAUUUGAUAGUUUUCUUCCUAAUAUUGAAGCAAUUGAAAAGAGUAUCAUUGAUGAAAAGCAAAUGAUUAAGGCUGCUAUUGUUAUUUCAUUUUAAUUGCUUAGCAAGCUAAUGAUAUUCAUUGCUUUCCCAACUGCUGACUAAUUAUUCUUAACUAAGACAAUUGUUAUAGCAGCAAUGGCGGCAAAUCCAAAAACUAGAUUGAUUAUCUCAUAAAAAUCAAUUCUCUCCCUUAAGGCUAUUCGAGCAAGGACCAUGUAGAUAAUUGGCUAGGAAUAGAAAAUAAUGGAUAUAGAACCAAUAUUUAAGUACUGUAGAGAGAACCAAUAAGUAAAUGUAGCUAGAAAUAUAACAAAUCCCAGUAUGAUUGAAAUAAACUUAUCAGCAAAUGUAAUUUCAUUCAUUUUGACCUUCUCUGAUUUCAUUUUGACAAUAUUCAAAAUUAAUAAGCACACAGCUUUACCUAGCAAAAAAGCAGAAUACCCUCAAAUGUUUAAAAAAGAAUUCUCGCCAAGCAUUCUUCAAUCUGUAUUUAAAUUUUCUCCUAAAAGACUAAAAGUCUCAUAUUUCCCCAGAAAACUAAAAUUCAAGCUCCUUUUGCUCAAUUUCAAUCUCUUGCUCUUCUACUUUCGUCUCAUUUUGGCCGCACUAAUCAAAAUCUGUUGA
This is a messenger RNA of Stylonychia lemnae, 675 nucleotides long. The record is from the annotation of a GenBank genome assembly. NCBI's taxonomy places the organism in Eukaryota, Ciliophora, Spirotrichea, Sporadotrichida, Oxytrichidae.